Suillus discolor is the source of this 1268-nucleotide messenger RNA. RefSeq lists its product as uncharacterized. NCBI's taxonomy places the organism in Eukaryota, Fungi, Basidiomycota, Agaricomycetes, Boletales, Suillaceae. The coding region runs from base 93 to 980 and encodes 295 amino acids. The record is from RefSeq and is a predicted model, not a curated record. The transcript has 7 exons.
GCUUUACAUACUUCUUUCAAGCAAAGCCAUCUAAUAUUCCAUCCUGCAGGCCGUAUCCCGCCCCGAGAUAUAUUGCCUAUCUACCUUGCACCAUGAUUCUAGGAGACUUUUCUGCUUGUAUAUUCGUGGAUGGCGAGGAGCUCCCAGAGUAUGAUGUUGUCGUUUCCAGUACGCCAACAGAGAACAGAAUAACGUGUUGGAUCGCGUCAGAUGCAGGCAAGAAAUUUGGAGUCAGGGCGAAGUUUUUAGCCCAGCAGACCUCGGGGGGCUUGGUAACCGUCUUGGUUGACGGUAAUCGCUGUCGUUCAUACGUCAUGCCUCCGGGCUGGAUUGGUACGCAGGAAGUAACAUAUCUGAGCAAUAGUUAUGUCAGAAGACAUUUCAUGUUCUCCCAACUUGAGCUUACUGAUGACGACUCAAUGCUCGAUGAUCGAAGCGCAAAUGAUAUAGGUCAAAUUAUGAUGGAGGUAGUGCAGGGGAAGUACGUCAUGAAUGAGCAAGUAGUGGGUUCCCAGAAUGUGAGUGAUCGUACCCUUCGCGUGCGGGAAGGCAAGGUGCAUGAACGCGCCAAAAAGGCAUGCCCUCAUCGUGUUGUCUUCGGAGAAGAAGUACCCGAUCAAAGCCCAGCAUCAGCCUUCAAGAUCAUACCAGACAAUACUCCAAAGACUAUCUUCGUAUUCAAGUACACGCGCCUGGACAUCCUGCAAGCAAUGGGAGUGGCACCACGUACAUCAAUCGUGGCAGACACAGAGACAGAGAUAGAUGAUCAUAACGAUGACAAUGAAGUCAUGGAUGGGCCUGAUGAGUCUUUGCCCUCAGAGGAUGUCAAGCCACUGGCAAGGAUUCGAGAGCUAGAGAUGGAGCUUCAGCGCUUGCGUGCACAAGUAGAGGAUCAGAAGCCCUCGCUUGUCAAGUUGGAACACGGGGGAUCGCGACGGAAACCCGCUGUUAUGGAGGUUAUUGAUCUCACUGAGGAUUAGUUUCUCUUUUCUUGGGUUCAGGCUUAUAUCCCUCCGUUCCGAGAUGUGAAGCACGCUACAUCAAUAGUUUCUGUGUGGUUCGAAGUAGUCAUCAUCAUUAUAUAUGUGUAUAGGUGCAGAACUUUAAAACUCUGUCGCAACGAGUCCUGACGUUACGCUUACGACUUGAGUAAUACUUUUGUGUAUGUACUGUUAGUACUACGCCUUGUUCUACAACCACUCUAUAAUGGCCUUCCAAGUCGUAUAUAGACUUCAUAUAAUAACAGCUUGCACUCCGAGGUUUCAGAA